Molecule: messenger RNA, 11792 nt
Organism: Xiphophorus couchianus (Monterrey platyfish)
Lineage: Eukaryota; Metazoa; Chordata; Actinopteri; Cyprinodontiformes; Poeciliidae
Product: cGMP-inhibited 3',5'-cyclic phosphodiesterase A-like
Exons: 15
Coding region: 1-3444 (1147 amino acids)
Biological process (GO): signal transduction
Molecular function (GO): 3',5'-cyclic-nucleotide phosphodiesterase activity
Source: RefSeq, a predicted model, not a curated record
AUGUCCUUGGAGGCAGACAGCGACAGAGAUUCAUCAGGAGGCGCACAUGACAAACAUCCCCGGGCGGCGUUGGAGCGCAGCGGCUACGUGAAGACAUGUGUCACUCCGCUGCACCGGGACGAGCGGAGCCAGUCGUGGCUGAGACUCUCCGCGAUAUGGACUUGCAGAAGAGUGUCCUCUGCUGUCUGCGUCGCCUCCGUCUCCGCUCUCCUUGCUCUGCUGCUCAGAUUGGUCGAGUGGGAUGCAAGCAGCAGCAGCAGUGGAAAUAGUAGCUGCGUCGGCUCUCGUUUCCACUCAACGGCGGGCUGCACCGUGGAGCUGCUUCUCACUGCGUGCCACUGCGUCUUGCCUGUUUUUACACUCGUAAGUGCCUUCUUCUGGGUCUGGCUCUGCUUGAUUCGCUGCGGGCUGCUGAUCCGGAGCGCGCUCUUCCUGUUAGCGGUGUGCCACCUGGGCGAAGCCGCGGCGCAGUCGCUGCUGCGCGGCGCGGAGGAGUUGUCGUCCCUGACCGCAACCCUGGUAGUCCUCGGCUGCCUGGGCGGCGGGGCUCUGCUUGUCGUCCGGCCGGGACAGGGAGUGUCCAUCCUCGUCUUCAUUAGCGUCAUCAGGGCCGUGUCCCUUCUCUCUCUAAGCAGGGUCCGGGCCAGUUGGAGACCCUACCUGGCCUACCUGCUAGGGCUGCUGGGGGUUUUGCUUGCGAGGUAUGCUGACCGGCUUUUGCCGGCCUCAGGGACCAGCGGGACGGGGUGCUGUAGCUCUGUGACCGGGGCGAAGGAGGAGGACAUCCCUGUCUUCAAAAGGAGACGGAGGUCCAGCUCCAUAGCGGCCUCGGAGAUGAUGGCUCACAGUCAGAGCAACAGCAAGUCCCACCGCAGGACUUCACUGCCCUGCAUUCCGCGGGACCAGUCCUUGGGCACCAGCGUGGUGGUGGACAUCGCGGUGAUGGGAGAAGCCCAUGGUAUGAUCUCAGACCUGCUGGCCGACCCCUCCCUGCCUCCGAACACCUGCAGCUCUCUGAAAGCUGUCAGCAACCUCCUCAGCACCCAGAUCAACAUCCAGCCGCUCCAUCGGCCCCGCAUCCCCACAGAACCCCACGCCUGUUCCGACUCAGAGGAUGGGCCGGAAAGACCCGAGAGAUUGGCCAUUCCAAAGCGUCUCAGAAGGAGUCUGCCCCCAGGAUUGCUGAGAAGAAUUUCAUCCACCUGGACCACGACCACUUCAGCCACGGGGCUGCCCACCAUCGAGCCGGGCCCCGUACGGCGAGAUCGCUCAGCCAGCAUCAAACACACUGUGGACAGCGGUGAUUCCUGGAACAACCCAUUGAUGAUAACUAUCUCAAAGAGCCGCUCCAUGUCUGCCUCCUACACUGCCCCUGGCACUUCCAACCACCUUUACAGCAAACCACUGGGAAGACCAGGUUUCCCUCCCUCCAACGUAUCACCUCUGGGCUCGCCAUGUCCAUCUCCUCCUGUCCAGGGAACGCCCAUCUCCAGUCCGACGAUAAAAACGUGUUCAGUUCAGCUUCCUGAGCUGGCCAGGCCACUGACAGAGCAGGUUCCUGUGUCUGUUGCCCCCAAGAGCCAUCACACAGUCUUAACUCACAGCCAGAGUGCGCCAAGCUCCACCACCAUUCACUGGCGACCUCCAUCACUCUGCGGCAGCUGCGGCAGGCCGUUCAGCAAUCGACUAAUCAAUGGAGUAGAAUCAGGCAGUAAACAGGACAGAAUACCGCAUCCAGAUGAGCGCAUUGUAGCUUCCUCAGAUUACGACAGCACCUAUGACAGCACUUAUGAGACCAACCACAGUGACAGCAGCGACUUUGCACAAAACGACGACGAAGGAGAAGGAAGCAAGAAGCCGCCUGAAGUAAGGGGAGGCUGUAGGGAGUGUCCGCCGGAGUGCAUUGUUCUUCACCCACUCCUACCAUCCCCAGAGGACAAGUCAGCGUCUGCCCCAGAGAGUCCAGUCAUGCCGGGUCUGGAACCCCUGAUGAGUCAGCUCAACAAUUGGAACUUCCCCAUUUUCAGCCUUGUGGAGAAGACUCAUGGCAAAACAGGCUGCAUCCUCAGCCAGGUGACCUAUCGGCUUUUUGAGGACACUGGCCUGUUUGAGACCUUCAAGAUUCCCAUUAAAGAGUUUAUGAACUACUUCCAUGCCUUGGAGAACGGCUACCGGGAUAUACCUUAUCACAACCGGAUCCAUGCGACUGAUGUGCUGCACGCCGUGUGGUACCUCACCACCCAGCCUGUGCCGGGCCUGCCCAUCCUGCCCACUGAGAACGGGAUUCACACUGAUUCGGUGAACAACAUUACGUCUAGAGCGCCGGGCUUCCUGGUUUCCAAGAUGAGCUCUGUGUUGGAAGACGGCUACAGCUCCCUGUCUGGUCUAAUUCCAGCCCUGGAGCUCAUGGCCCUCUAUGUAGCUGCCGCUAUGCAUGACUACGACCACCCUGGAAGAACAAACGCCUUUCUGGUUGCCACAAGCGCACCACAGGCUCUUCUGUACAACGACAGGUCGGUGCUGGAAAACCAUCAUGCGGCUGCAGCGUGGAACCUCUUCAUGUCUCGACCAGAGUUCAACUUCCUGGUGAAUCUUGAACACGUGGAGUUCAAGCGAUUCCGCUUUCUUGUCAUUGAAGCAAUCCUGGCUACUGACCUCAAAAAGCACUUUGACUUCCUCGCUGAAUUUAAUGCAAAGGUGUGUGAUGAAGGAGUAUCUGGCAUUGACUGGACCAAUGAGAAUGACCGAUUACUGGUGUGCCAGAUGUGCAUCAAGCUAGCUGAUGUCAAUGGACCUUUGAAGAAUAAGGAGCUACAUCUGCAGUGGACAGAAGGGAUUGUCAAUGAGUUCUAUGAACAAGGUGAUGAAGAAGCAACUUUAGGCCUUCCUAUCAGCCCAUUCAUGAACCGGUCUGCCCCCCAACUCGCCAAACUACAGCAGUCAUUCAUCUCCCACAUAGUGGGACCACUGUGCUCCUCCUACGACUCUGCUGCUCUCAUGCCAGGGCGCUGGGUGGACCUGUCUGAAGAGGCAGUUGAGAUAGAUGUGGAAAAGGAAGAACAAGAUACAGAAGAGGAGGACACGGCGGAUGAGGAGGCGUCAACAGGUUCCGAUGGGUCCCAGCGGCAAGAAGCCAAAAAGCUGCGCGGACGGAAGAUCUUUUGUCAGAUCACACAGCAUCUCCUGGAAAACCAUGAAAUGUGGAAACGUGUCAUUGCAGCCGAAGCAUCAGAGGAGACUCAAGAAGAGAAGGCCAACUGCUUAGACAAACCUGUAGAUUCAAUCACAGCAAUCCGCGAGGAGGAGGAAGAGCAGGAGCAGGCGAGCAAAGAGGAGGAGUCAGCCGACGACCUCGAUGAAGCAGAAGAGAUAGCAGCAGCGGAGGAAGAGGAAGUCCUUCCACAAUCAGAGACCUCAGGAGAAAAAGAGGACGUUCCAGAAUGAGAUUAUAAACUUGAACCUCCUCUUAAACCAGGAAUCUUGACCAUUGUUUGAAAACGUUUAGUUUUUUUUUCCUUACCAAACACUUUGUAUGGUAGCCAGCACAUCACUUUGACACAACACUGUAGAACAUGUUUUGGGUAAAAUGUGCCUAACAAAAUCAGGGUUGAGGACUGGGAUGACGCAUAGUCAGUACAUCUGAUGAGGAGAUCAGCAAAAGACAAAGAAAUAGUAGAAACAGAGUGGUGACUGCGAAAAACAGACUUAAGUUUGUUUUUUUACUUUUCAAGCUUACUCUUUUUCUGGAGCCCUGCCCUCACCCAGGUUGUCCCUUGUGCACUAAUGGGCCAUCGAAUGCUCUUCCUGCAUCUCCAAUUUUAUCAACACCCUGUGUAGCCAACACAGCUUGCUGAAGGUGUGCAGCAAGCCCUUUCUUCAGGACAAUGGGAUGAAAGUCAGGGAAAAGGCUGUCUGCAGUCAUGUGGAGUAAAGGAGACUGAAAGAGCCAGUGGUAUUGUGUAAAAAUCAGAGGACCACGCAAGUUUCACACAAUCACACUCACAUUCCACACUCCAAACAGAGAAGAAGUUUAAAAAAGAACCUUGUUGCUCCAAAAGCUUUAGUCUUUCUCAAGGAAAAUCUCAUGAAACAAAGUUUUAGCAUUCGGUUUCUCCCUGUUGUUUAUUUUUUACUUUUGAAAAUUUUUGGUCACUCGGUCCACACAGACACCAACGUGUUUUCAGGCUGAACAACUCAGGAAGGCAGAAUUAGAAUCACAAAAGGACUUCCAGUGUCCUUGUCCUUGUAUUUCUCUCUGCUUCUUCUUUCAUCUGUUUGCUUCUAUCUCCUUUAAAUACCCAGGAACGUUGGGCUGGAUUUGCACAGCCUAGCAGUAACCAAAAUGGAGUAAAAAAAGAUGGUAAUGUUGGCAGUUUGGUGAAAUCUUUGCAAGUAUAAAAUAUACUGCUGUGGUGGACAAGGCUAGUGCCGAGUGACAGGGCCAGUUCACCAGAGAUUUACAUAAAGAAGACUUUCUAGACCUGAAAGGUCAGUCGGCAACAAUUAGGCGCUGCGCACCAACAAGAAAAUGUCUAGAUGUCAGAUUUUAAACAAGGGCAUUAUAGCCUUUUCUAUGUUUUCAAAAAAAAAAAGGUAAAGGGAAUUUAAGUAGCAUGUAUAUGUAGCCAGUUUCAAUAGUAGCAUGGAGAGAAAAAAAUAAAACAGAAUAAGAGAUGUAAGCACUUUAAAUAACACAGACACUAACAUUUUUGUUCAAAGUUGACACUGGUCCUGUAGAGAAAGGUUCCUCUGAUUAUACCUUACACUCUAAAAACUGCUGGUUUAUAAAUAACACUGUGGGGUUGAAUCAUUGGUUUCACGCAGCAUAUAUACGUAGUUAUGUUUUGACCCCCGAAGCAAGUUAAAGUGGCUAAUGUCUAACACUAAUGCUGAAGAGAUAAUAGAGCAAAUACAAGUAAACAAAGUAAUAUUUGAAUAAGAUGUAUUAUUUGUAUCUAUAUAUGUCAUAGCCAUUUAUUAUAACCAUCCCGUUUACUUUUUCGAUGUAGUAAAUUUCGUAAAUAUUGAAAACGUUAGGGCACUGAUAGCAACAUACCAACUAAUGAGACAUUACGAACAGUUAAAUUUCAUUCUCAGAAUAUAACACCGUAUAGAAUAUUGAUUUGAUCAAAGCAUGAACGUUGAAUAUAUCUAGCAUUAGGUUGCUGUACCUGGUAAAAGUAACUAUUGGGUACUGAGCAAAAGGCUAAUGUUACUGUUAGAUUAAAUGAACAAACUUGUGUUCUUGUGUGAAUUAAAGUCAUAGCAAACCCCACUGACAUUAACAUCGUUAAUUAAUUGUUAUUUUGCACAAAAAAAGUCCAAAAUUACAAACCUAUGAGGAUUCAUUCUUCUUUUUAACUCUAAAUGUUUGACCCAGUUUUUGUUUAAUCUUCUUUCCCUAAAGUAUGAACCCAGCAUUUGAGUUAAAGGAAUAACCCAGCAGUUGUUUGAGUGUAACUACAGUAUAUCAUAGCAUAUGGCCUGACAGGUGGUGCUCAUGCUCUCCUUUGAUGUCCUCUGAAAUUCUGACUGGUGAUGAUGGAGGACAGCGUGAACACGAAGGACAGCCCCAAGUAAUGAGGCUUAGUAAGGAAACCGGGGCGAUAUGAGAGAAGGGAGAGGAACCUCUUAGCAUUACAUGUAGCUUUCCAUGAAGGGUCAGCAGGGUCUUAAAUAUCUUUAAUAUUUUAGAAGAUUGUUCUAGAUGAAGCUCUUUGAAGAGGAUCCAGUUUGGUUAGAAGUCAAAACCAUGUGAUGAUCUGUGUUUCCGAGCUAUUAACAGAAAAAAGCAUUACAGCCUAUUUAAACUGACAUCAGAAAAGUAUCGAGGGAGGUUUGAGGCUGCUUAGCGUCUUCACUCACAUAGCAGCAAUAAGUAGCUUCCAUCAGAAUCAUAAUUACAGCUGAAAGACUAUUAGCUCCGCGAGAGUUGCAGCUGACUCAAGACGAAGGCAAAGCAGAUUACACUCAGACACUUUGAGGUGCACUUCAUCAAUUCCUUGAUAACGCUUGUAAUGAAUCAGCCAAUUAUAUUUAGGCCCUAAAUGCUGUGAGAACAACCUAUUAAAGUUCAAACUGGAGUUAGAAUGGGAAAGGAAAGGGGAUUGAAAAGGUCAUCGUUGUUAGUUUCAGACUUGAUGGUAAGAGUAUUUUAGAAACCGCUGAUCUACUGCCAUUAUCACAAACAUCUAUCAGGUUUGCAGAGAAUUGUCUAAAGGGGGCGGUAGUUGUGUCAGCGAAAACGCCUUGUUGAUGCCAGGCAUUGGAGGAGAGUAAGUAGACUUUAUUGAGAAGAUUAAAAAAAAGUCACAGUAGUUCAAGUAACCCAACAUUAUAACCAGCGAUUGACUGAAUACAAGUUCUCCCCUUUAUGGCCACAGUGAACCCAUCUUCUCAUGGCUACUUCUAGGAGGAUAAUAAACUAUGUCCCAAAACUCAAUUCAUUCAAAAUUGGUUUCUUGGAAUAACGUUGCAUUCACUGUACUUCAGAGGCCUCUUCAGUCACCAGAUUUCCAUCCAUUAGAAUGCCUUUGGAUGAGGACAUUCAGGGAUGUGGCGCAACUUUAGAAGCUAGCAUUACAUCAUAUCAUGUUUAAUCUGUCAGAUUUAAAAUGCGUGGAGGUCAAACCCUGCACUGACAAAGCGAACUUGAUAAAGUUGCUGGUGAGUGUAAGAGUGAUUGUACUAGAUGUCUAAAGCAAUCAAACAGCAAGGAGGUUUUUACUGUAUGAUAACCUGAGGAGCGAGAUGACAGGUAAUAAACAUAAGAAUUGACGGUCAGCGCCCCUGUAGCUCUCAUAUAGCAGGUGAGUUGCUGGGUAACGAUUGAUCAGUACUAACUACCUGACAUACACCAUACAUGCCCUUUAAGCAGUCAGGCUGAUGUUUUUAAACUCUCUCGAUUUAAAAGAGACUUAUGCAGUCUACUAAACAUGCUUGUUUCAUGUGACAAAAUUUCUUACUCAUUUACUGUUUGCUAAUACUAUUGUAAUGCUGUAGAAAUAUUUAGCUGUAUCAACUGCACUGUUAUGAGAAUGCCCAUUAUAGCACAGGAGGGCUAAAAUGUGCAACAUUAUACCCUUGACCGCUCAUUGGCUUUACUCAGUAACAUGGGGUACUUGAGUUUGUUUGUUACACUAUAAAUUAGGAAGUCUACAACAAUAACACCAUCUGCUUAUUGUUUUUGUCUGCAUGUAAAUCCAAAAGGCUUAAAUAUAGAUGUUUUUUUCUUUAUUAUAACCUACAAGACAUUCCAAUGACCUGCAACAUGAAAAGCAACAUGUGGUAAUGUUAAUCUGAGGACGUCAAGGUCAAAAAAAUAAUAAUUGGCAAAGUAAGAAAACUAAAAUUCAGCAUAAAAUGUAAAUCUCGUUCAUUUGGAUCCAAAAUACCUCCCUGAACUAAUCUCCUCGGACUCUAUCUUUGUAAUGCCUUGACAUGCAGAUAAGCAUGCCCUUAAACAAAAAAAAAUAUGCUUGUAGCUGUAGUUUCAUAAAAAGAGGAACCUUUUGAACUUGAAAUACUAUGAAAGUAACCACAAAACUGUAGAAACAAAUGUCAUUUCAUCACACAAUAUACAAUACAUUACACCUCAUUCCCAUCCAAAGAUCCAAGUCAGUGUUCAGACAUUUUUUUCAUAUUUUUUUCUAUUGUUGAGCUUAAAUUUGAAUAGCCUCGGAGUAUAAAACUCUCUGAGACAAAACAUGUCUUUCUUCUCCAACUGUACAGUGCAACAAUCAAAGAGACUUGAAGCAAUCAAAGCUGUGAUCAAAAUGUGGGUUUCCAUUUGCAAGAUUUUCCAGAUAUGUGUUUUUUUUAGUCACACAUAUGUAUGCAUAGAUUGAAGUCUGCCUAUGUUUGGAGCUCUGCUUGUGCAAGUCCUCAGAAAUUCAAACGUGUGGAUCAGUGUUUUGAAGAAGCAGUAGGAACCAACAGACCGGAUUUGCACUUACUAAGUGCUGUGAAAGAUAUUCGUCCCCUUGGAGAUUUAUUAUGCUUUUUGUCACACUUAAACUUUUCAUGCCACUUUUACUAGCCAGAGAUGGCCAGUGCAAUUACAAAAACAUUUGCAAAUACAAUGCAAAUGUUUUUAAGGAGAUGUGGGGGUCGUUGUGAUAUGCUCCCCCCAGUGGAGCCAUCUUGGCAUUAAGCAGAAUAAACGGGCAGAAAUUACCUCCAGAAUACAACCAGUUGACAAUGUAAAAGUUCAGUUAAAGAACAGUUUUAAUUCUAUAUUUAGUGUGCAAAAAUCUUUCUAAAUUUUUUUUUAAAUCCAAGACUUGUGUAUGUUUUUAAUGAACAAUAACAAUUAAGUUUAAAGAAUAAUUUCAAUAUUUUAGCUUUUUAAAUUCAAUAUUGUAUGUAACCAUUGACAUUUUAAAGAGCAGAUUCAUGUUUUUCUUUUAGAAAACUAGUUUGAAGCCACUUGAUUUUCUGCUCUACUUAUAUCUACCUCCAUAAGUCUGAGAAUUGUCCAAUCCAUGUUGAAUCAUUUCACAACCAUUUAGAGUUAAACACCCAUUUGAUAAAUAACUAAAGGAAAUAAGUGUUAUUUAUCUGUAAUGUCAAAUGAGCCUUGAGAAAAUUAAAUAGAGCAGACAGAUUUGCAAAAUGAUUAAUUCGGUGUACAUAUAUGAAAAAAUAUCUUUUGAGUCUCAUACAGCAUUUUUUCCCCAGAGCAUGAGAGCUAAGCAUAGUGAGUAAGAUAAUCAGAUAAUGUAUAAUUUUAAUAUUUAAAGACAAUUUCUGAGAAAUUGCUAGAUGCACAUAUUUUUUAGAGUAAGUAAGUAAAAUAGGAAAAUUUGUAAGUCAAUUUUUAAGACAUCCACCACAAAAACUUAGCUUAGUAGCACUUACAUUUACCAAACAUUUUGUUUUAUCUCCAUCUAAGCAGGUCAGCCAUGUGAUCAAAAUAGGUGAAGUCCACAGCACUGCUCGUCAUUUUGGUGCAGCUCAAUAUUCUGGUAAAAUAACUUCAUCCAGGCAGUAUUUUCUGCAUCAAAAGUUGUUUGCUUAAUGUAACUAUUAAAUAGUUGUAUUAUUUUGAUGUUCAAAAUCAAGAAAUAUGCAAAAGCAAACAACACUUGAAAGAGAGAACAUUUGAACAUCACUCUGUGUUACAACUUCUGUGGCAAAUUGAUGCAGCACAGCAUCUUCUGCAAAACUAAGAAUGAAGCUAGAAGUUUCUAGCGAGUAAUGGCAUUACAUUAAGAACACCUGACCCAGCUGUAUGUGCAUAACACAAUGGCCAGCCAAUACCAAAGUAGAAACAGAAAAAUUUCCAGGCAUAGAUUUAUUUGGCAAUUUGUCCAGUGAAGUAGAGAAAGUCUGGUAGAAAUGUGGUCUGACAGCAGCAGCUUGGAGACAUAGCAAACCGGCACCCCUCAAAGCUCUCAUUGCCUGUAAUUUUACCACAGUGGCGUAAAUAUAGCUAUAGCUGCUUGUGACAAAAUUUGUGUUUUCAAAAAUUUUAAUUCUAUUAUGAUUUGGCCAGAUGUAAUUUUUGCUCUGGUUCUGACCAGCAUUGUGGUGGACUGUCUCAGUCCAUACUGACUUUGGAUCUGACCAGCAAAAGGAAGAAUCGGGAUAACAAUAGUGUCACCAAAGCACAAUAAAUACGAAACUACGUGGUGUUUGUGUAAAACAAAGUGCAAGUCAAUGGAACCAUCUGAAAGUCUCACUUUUCUACACAUUACUUUUUCACUAUGACAGGCUAUUAUCUGUCAGGCCCCUCUAAGUUUGUCUACAGUUACUUUCCCUAAACACAUUGUUUGGGCCUAAAAGUCAGCCUUCAUGUAAAAAGGCUGUAAGUUUAGUGAUUAAAAGUCAAACCUGUUAUUCGUUUGGCUCAGAUACAGAAAAAGAUUGUUGCUAUGGUGAGUAAAACCCUGCAGGAAAGUUUAGAGAGUUUGACUGAUUAAAUUUAACUGAAUCAGCUGACAUCAGUGAAUGCUUUGUCCUGCCAAAGGCCAAAUGAAAGUGAAAACUGAGUAAAACAACAAAGUACUCCUGCAGAGAUUUUUUUUUUUAGUUCAAAAAUAACACAAUUAUAUGGCUGAAUACUUCACUAUAGCAAUUUAUAGUACCUGUAUAAACUCCGUUGUGUUUGUGUCGCUCAGCGUUUUAAUCCUGGGGUGAAAAGUGUUUUGAACAGAGAGGUUGUUUUUGUUUUUGUUGAUGAGGAGAAAUUCACCUGUGCUUACUUUCACCUGCUUUUCCAAUAAAUAGGUAAGUAAGCUUGGAUUUUGCAUACAGCACAUAAUUGCUCAUACCUGGCAGUUGACCUUUUGGUUUACAAAGUCAUGUUUCUAAAAGAUAUUAUGUGUCAAAAGAGUGGAUUUUAAAAAGAGUUGUCUUUUUUUGGAAAAUAAUAGAAAUGAAAAUGAGGAUUCAGUUACACUCAAUACUUUCAAAACUAUGCUAAAUAGGAUGAUAUAGAACCUUUAAAUAUAACUUUUCAAUAAUGAUUUGUCCUCAAUGCAUUUUUUUUAGCUUAUUAGCUCUUUUUGUCUUUUUAAAACUUUAAAAUACAAUAAACAACAACAUAAUUUGGUCACUUUUCCACCUUAUGAAACAUGAAAAUUGUUAUUUCAUUUGUUUUGGCAUUUAUGACUACUCUUCUUAGCAAUUUUACCUGUUUUUUACUUGUCUGUCUUUCUUUUUUCAAUGUUAGUCAUCCUAAUUCUCCAUGAUGGAAUUAUUGACCUGAUUUAAAUUGGGUUUUUUUUUUAAGAAAAAGAACAGUCUCUAAUCAGAGCCACAUUUCUUAAUUUUGAUCAAGGUAUGAGUGUUUUCUUUGAAAUAUUGUUGCAACCAGAUGUACUUCUGCAAACCAAAGAAAUACUUUUGAGCUUUGCAGUUUUUGGUGAUUUGCACAAAAUGAGCCCUAAACUAAUUUUCUUAUUUUUUUUCUUUACAUUGUUAUGUAGAAUCUUGUGAUGUUGGGAUAUGUAUACAUUAUAUACACAUUUUGUUGUUAUAUGUAAAUGCAGAUUAAACUGAAUGAAAAACUGUCAGCAGUUAUCUAAUAGACCACUGCUUAUAGUGUUAAUAUGUUAAAUUGAUUUAUUCUUUCACUCCCAUGUUAGUGGACUUUGGUAGCACGACAGUUUAACUCACCAACUCUUCACAGACUGAAGGCAUCGUAAACCAAAAAAAUAAUAAUAAUAAAACACUCCAUUUUUCUUCAGCUUGUUGCUUCUGCUAAGUUAAACGGGGUCUUCUCUCCUGUGCCAUAACAUUUUCACAUGUACAUGUAUCUAGAAACUGUUUUAAGGCUUUCCACGUUUGUCUCAAGCAAAACCAAAACAAUUUUCUUCCACCAUCUUAUUUUAUCUGUAAAAUAAGACAAGGCUGGUAUGGUUUUUUCUGCAAUUGCAGUCGCUUCACUGACUCAGUUCUUUAUCUUUUCUCUCUAGUAUCUUGCACUUGACUCAUGUAGCAAUACCUACAGGAUGGGGGAAAUUGUGUGAUUCACCAGUAUUUAAGGAAAAUAUAACUUUUUAUUUCUUGCUAUUGUUUGACUUUGUAUAAAAAUAUAUACUGUACAGAUUUAAAAGUAUAUUAUGACAAAGGAAAAAAAACUUUUAGAAAUAAUAUUUAUUUUUACUGUUUUGUAAUUUAGACACAAUACUGUAGCUCCUCUAUUGCCAGACUUACUGGAAGUGCCUCUCAAUAAUGUAUUACAAAGUAACUAUACAAUAUAUUGGGAUUAUUAGAACCUGUCACUAGCAAGGCAUUGUUGAUGUUGUAUUGUGACUAUUGUUCAAUAAUAAGAUUUAUAAAUGCUG